Nerophis ophidion (straightnose pipefish) is the source of this 10296-nucleotide messenger RNA. Its product is annotated as pecanex-like protein 3. Bases 705 to 7589 code for a protein of 2294 amino acids. Lineage: Eukaryota; Metazoa; Chordata; Actinopteri; Syngnathiformes; Syngnathidae. The transcript is spliced from 35 exons. Gene Ontology annotation, cellular component: membrane. The record is from RefSeq and is a predicted model, not a curated record.
CUUACUUGAGCGCGCGCGCGUGCGUGCGUACGCGUGAGCCAACUAGUUGUCGGCUACCAGUAGCAUUAGCUUCCAUAGUUAGCGCCGCUUUCUGGAAACAUUUGUCCGGCACAGUCGCACCAAAGACGGCCACCAUGAGCGGGGACUCCCGUUAACGAAGCAUGCCUGUCCGCCCGAAAUGUCAAAGAAGACCCUUUGGGGAAAGGAGAAGUUAGCCUUCCGUCAGUGAGAUUGGGGGAAAGUCCGGCUACAUCUUCUUCCUUUUGAACAUCGCCUAGCCCGCUAGCUUCCUGGCAAGGAACGCUCUGAGAUUUUGCAAGGACUGAUGCGGAAGAAGGAUAUGAGGCGAAGCUAACUGAUCGCCCUUCUGGGAUCUAAACAUGAGUGUUUUCUCACACACUCCAAGGGUUGCCAAUGUACCACAAAGUCUCUCACCUGAUUACCUGUCAAGGAUUAAGCCGAAGGGUGGCAUCGUCUGUGCAGGCAGGGAGCACAUGCAAGUGCCAGGAUGUGCAGAGACUCCUGACCUUUACUGAAGCGCACACACACUCGAGACACAGAACUCUCGUCCCCCAUGAGACAGUCCCGCUUGAUCUGCCAUCACCAAUGGAACUGCCAUCAUAGACACAAGACACUGUGGAUCCAACUCCACAGUUUUGUUGGAGCGACUAUUUCAGCUGUGGGUUCCCCCUGAAGGAGGAGAGAUGGGCUCCCAAGCAUUUCAGAUAUUACGACAGGGCGUGUGGGCCUCGCUUACCGGGGGGUGGUAUGUGGACCCUCAUCAGAGCACCUUCUCUAACUGCUUCCAUCUCUACCUGUGGAUAUUUCUGCUGGCCUUCCCCUUUCUGUUGUACAUGGCUCUUCCAGCCAGCUUGGUGGUAGCAGGCUUGUACUCUGCUGCAGUGGCGGUCUUUUUUACUGCCGUCAAAGUGGUCAACUACCGUCUUCACACCAUGUUCGACCUCGGGGAGAUUAUUGAGAAGAAGCAGGCCUCGCUCUAUGCCGAUGCGCCAAGGACAGAAGAAGGGGACGAAGGUUCUGGUGCGAAUGAUGGGAAUCAACCCAGGGAUAUCCAUGCUGGUGUGGAGAUGACGGUGUUCCGGAAGGUGAACUCCACGCCUCCAGUGCGGUGUAGCUCUCAGCACUCGUUGUUUGGACUCAACCAGGUGUCGGAGUUCUUACCCCAGCUUGAGGAUUCAGGGGGAACAAAGGAUAUGAAAGAGUUAUUGCGAGAACAGAGAAGCAAUAACGUGAUCGUUACCUCCGCUCAUCGCGAAAUGCUGCGGCAAAGUUCUCAGGACACCAUCAGGGCUCCGAGCAUGGUCCAGUCCUGCAUUGCUGCUGCCCUGGGAGGUAACUUCCCAGGUCUUAUGGGACUCUCUGGAAUAGCCUCCGGGUUUGGAGAACCAGGAGAAUAUCUGUCUGUACCCCCUUCACCUUCCAGUCAAGAAGACGGAGGCGAUAAAGAAGCAUUGCAGGAGGUGGAGGCGCCUCAAAAGAUUUCCAAGGACAAUGGGUUAGCUUAUUCUCCCCUCAGCCCCUCAGCUGAGUCUGAGAGUCUAGGGGAAACCCCCCUUAGUCCUCUUAUAAAGACUAGCUUAAAUGAGGAGCUGAGUGAAAAUCUUUUGGGUUUGGGUCUUGAUCCUGUGGUCUUUGUGCCUGGGACUGAGCACCCAGGUUGCCGCAGUGGGGUGGCUCUAGCUGCUGGAUCUACAGACAGCUGCUUCAGUGGAGGUGGAACCACUACUGACCGUGAGACGCUGAGCACCGUAAGCAGCUACCGCAGUGAAAAGACGGAUUCCACUCAGCUUGAAAGCCCAUCUUUCAGCCAACCCAAACCCCCGGAUGGACAGACCUCGACGCUGGCAGUGGGGGAUAAUGUCCCCAAAGCUGCAGAGAUCCCAGCAGGACAGGAUGGCAGUGACACAGAUAACCUGUCUGACAGUGUGCUGCUACGCUCACCUUCCAAAGAUGUCUCCCCCAGCCAGGCCCUCGACAGGACACUUGUUGAAGGAGACGAUUUACUACCUGCACCCUCUGACAUCCCACAAGCCCCCAUUUUCCACAACUCUUCCCCUUCGAGUAGCGGCCACUCAGACGUUUGUGACUUAGACAGAACCAUCUCUGCUCCCCCCCUACCUCCACCUAGGCAAGCUACUUCUGUGCCCUCAGGGCUGGCUCUGGGUUCAGUGUGCUCCGAGCCUGCUCUGCCCAUUUCCUCCACCCCCUUCCUUGUGUCAGAUCAGUCUGCCCAGCAGGUUGUGCGGCCCAAAGACUUGAAGCUACUGCGGGGCAGUGGCAGUAAUGUUGGCCACAGGCCAGGCCGGCGGAAAGCUCCUCGAAGGCGGGCCGGCGCAGGAAGUAGUAGUUUUGACUGUGGUUCUUACAGGCGUCACCACAAUCAUAGACAGCACAGAGAUUACAUCCCCGUGCGCAACCGACUUGGCGCCAAGGCUUACAGUGAAAGUCUCUUCGAGGAUUCUAGUGACGAGGACGAUGGCAGCGAUAUGAGCGCAGCAUCCAGUCUGGGGUCUCAGCGCCGCUAUAGCUCAGAUGAAGACGACUCCAGUUCCUCCACCUCCUGCUACUCUCCAGACCUCGUUAAUGCUGGCCCCGCAUUACCACUGCCUGCGGCCGCUCAGCUGCCCACUCCGCUGGAAGAGGAUUUAACCGAACCCGGUGGCCCUUCAUAUUCCCGUGCUGCUCAGCGCUCGUCGAGCACAGCCAGCGCUAAGACUCACGCCAGGGUGCUCAGUAUGGACGGAGCAAGUUCAAGUCAAAACAACGCAACAGCUCCGCCUUCUACUCUACACACCAUGCCCUCUACUUCCACACCUGCACCACGCACUCUCACCAUGUCCAAGUCUGACUUGGAGGCUCGCACAAUCCACAUGGAGAGCUUCCUAGGACCUCAUCAUCAUCGGUUGGAUUCCCUGGGUGGCUCCUGGACUGGCAACCAGAUGGGUUGGCGAGGAGGGGAGUUGACUGAGGAGGGGGCGGUGGGAGGAGCUCUGGCGCUGGAGGAAGGAGGCAAACACGACUCUGUCAGCAAUGUGAAGAGGACCCAGGCUAUCCGCAGGCGACACAAUGCUGGGACCAACCCUACACCUCCUCCUUCCACCAUGGGGUCCCCUCCCAGCCUCCAGGACCUACAAAGGGCUCGGACCUCCUCCCACUCGCGGACCCGCACCCUCCCAUCCGCCCUACAGUUUGCCUCAUCACUGCUGCUUCCCCGCAGCGGCAUCCAUGAGGCCUCCACCUUUGACGACACAUCAGAGGGCGCCGUGCACUACUUUUUUGAUGAGAGCGGAGUGAAAAGGUCUUACACUUUUGGACCUGCUGGAGGAGGUUAUGAAGACCCAGUUCAGGAAAGGGAGAGGCAGUCCCAGUCCUCAAGCUUCACCUCAACAGAGGUCCAGGAGGGAGCCCCAGUGUCGUCCAUGCUGCAACCCAGACCAGUGGUCCUACAGGGCAUGCAGGUGCGAAGAGUGCCUCUGGAAAUGCCUGAGUUUGACCUGGAUCAUGAGUCCUUGCAGGAAUCCCAAGAAAACACACAGAUGAUUGAGGAGAAAGCUAAACCCAAACAGUACUAUCGCUUUUGGGUGCUGCCUGGGAAGUGGUUGAGGGUCCGCUAUGAUCGAUUAGCUCUUAUGGCCUUGUUGGACAGGAAUCGGCGUGUUGGAGAAAAUGUGUUUGCUGUUGUGCUGGCCAGUUUGGUGGCCUUUUUGGGGUUUCAACUGCUGCUCCAGGGCUUUUUCAGGGACAUCUGGGUCUUCCAGUUCUGCCUGGUCAUUGCAAGCUGCCAAUACUCCUUACUUAAGAGUGUACAACCAGAUGCAGCCUCUCCCAUGCAUGGUCAUAACUGGAUUAUCGUGUACAGUCGGCCUGUUUACUUCUGCUUGUGCUGCGUGUUGAUUUGGGUGUUUGACUUGUCCGGCCGCUCUAGCAGUGUGCAACCUGUCUCCCUGUACGGCGUCACCUUCUUCUCUACACACUUUCUGCUUUGCGUCAGAGAUAUGCUCCUGGUGUUGGCCUUGUGUUUCCCAGUCAUCUUCCUGUUUGGCUGGCUACCUCAGGUCAAUACUUUUGUCAUGUGUUUGUUGGAGCAGAUCGACAUGCAUGUUUUUGGUGGAACAGCCACCACCAGCCCCCUCUCGUCUCUGUUCAGCCUCAUACGCAGCGUGCUGGUGGCCUCUCUGCUGUAUGGAUUUUGCCUCGGUGCCAUCAAUGCACCAUGGGGGGACGCACAUGUGCCAGUACUGUUCUCUGUCUUUUGCGGCUUGCUGCUGGCCUUGUCCUACCACUUGAGCCGUCAAAGCAGCGAUCCCACCAUCCUGUUGUCAUUGGUGCGAUCCAAAUUAUUCCCCGAGUUGGAGAACCGUUCACCAGAAGAACCCCCUGUGGAGAUCAAGGACCCUUUGCCAGAGAAGCUGCGUGACUCAAUGAAAGAGAUUCUUCAUUCUGACCUUGUCAUGUGUCCCCUCAUGGCCGUAAUCACCUUCGCCAUCAGUGCCAGCACAGUUUUCAUUGCACUACAACCUGCUCUCAGCUUUGUCUUGUACAUCCUAGCGGGAGUGGUUGGCUUCAUUACCCACUAUCUCCUGCCUCAGCUCCGCAAACAGCUGCCUUGGUUCUGCCUGGCUCACCCUGUUCUCCGGUCCAAAGAGUACAGUCAGUUUGAGGUCCGAGAUGCUGCACAGUUGAUGUGGUUUGAGAAGCUGUAUGCGUGGCUUCAGUGUGUGGAGAAGUACUUCAUCUACCCGGCCGUCGUGCUCAACUCCCUCACCACAGAAGCAAGGGCUGUGGGUCAAGACCAUAAAGAGCUGGACAUCUACAGCCGGGCGCUCUUCAUCUCAGUGGCUGGCAUGAAGUUGCUGCGGUCGUCCUUCUGUGCCCCGUCGCAGCAGUACGUCACGCUGUGCUUCACCACCCUCUUUUUCCACUUCGACUACCCACACUUUUCGGAGACCUUUUUAAUUGACUACUACUUUAUGUCCAUUCUUUUCAGCAAGAUGUGGGACCUGCUAUAUAAGUUACGCUUCGUUUUGACGUACAUCGCUCCUUGGCAGAUCACAUGGGGCUCGGCUUUCCACGCCUUUGCUCAGCCCUUUGCUGUGCCACACUCUGCCGUGCUGUUUUUGCAGGCCAUCUUUUCUGCCAUCUUUUCCACCCCUCUCAACCCCGUCCUAGGUAGCGCUGUGUUUGUUACCUCAUACACCCGACCUGUUAAGUUCUGGGAGCGGGACUACAACACCAAGCGAGUGGACCACUCCAACACCAGACUUGCCACUCAGCUUGACCGUAACCCAGGUGCUGACGACAACAACCUGAACUCCAUUUUCUACGAGCACCUGACGCGCUCUCUGCAGCACAGCCUUUGCGGAGACCUGCUGCUCGGCCGAUGGGGAAACUACAACACCGGAGACUGCUUCAUCCUCGCCUCAGACUACCUCAACGCUCUGGUGCACAUCAUCGAGAUCGGCAACGGCCUGGUCACCUUCCAGCUUCGGGGUCUGGAAUUCAGAGGAACCUACUGUCAGCAGAGGGAGGUAGAGGCCAUCACGGAGGGCGUGGAGGAAGAUGAAGGAUGCUGCUGCUGCGAGCCCGGCCACUUGCCUCACAUGCUCUCCUUCAACGCCGCUUUCGGACAACGCUGGCUCGCCUGGGAGGUGGCGGCCACCAAGUACGUGCUGGAGGGUUACAGCAUCAGUGACAACAACGCCGCCUCCAUGUUGCAAGUGUUUGACCUCCGCAAGAUCCUUAUCACGUACUAUGUCAAGAGCAUCAUUUACUAUGUGAGCCGGUCACCCAAGAUGGAGGAGUGGUUGGCUAAUGAGACCAUUCAGGAUGCUUUGCGGCUGUGUCUUGGACCCAAUUACGUGGACAGCGACCCCACCUUCAAUCUGAACAUAGACGAGGACUAUGACCACAGAGCCUCUGGCAUCACGCCCUCCUCCUUCUGCAUGGUGUACUUGGACUGGAUCCAGUAUUGCAACAGCAGGCGUCAAGCGCAUGUGCCAAGUGAAAGAGAUUCUCCGUUAGUCAGUUUGUGUUUUGGGCUGUGCAUUCUGGGAAGAAGAGCGCUGGGCACUGCCUCCCACAGCAUGUCUGCAAGCUUGGAGCCGUUCCUCUACGGCCUCCAUGCGCUCUUCAAGGGAGACUUUCGGAUCACGUCUCCUCGCGACGAGUGGGUCUUCGCAGAUAUGGAUCUGUUGAAUCGAGUGGUGGCGCCCGGAGUGCGGAUGUCCCUCAAAUUGCAUCAGGACCAUUUCACAUCCCCGGAUGAGUAUGAGGACCCCUCGGUGCUGUAUGACGCCAUCACCGCCAACGAGGAGAAGAUGUUGAUAUCGCACGAGGGCGACCCGGUUUGGCGCAGCGCCAUCCUGGCAAACAUGCCCUCACUGCUGGCGCUGCGGCACAUCAUGGAUGACGGCAGCGACGAGUACAAGAUCAUCAUGUUGAACAAGAGGUUCCUCAGCUUCCGGGUCAUCAAGGUGAAUAGAGAGUGCGUGCGUGGGCUGUGGGCGGGCCAACAGCAGGAGCUGGUCUUCCUGCGUAACCGUAACCCAGAGCGCGGCAGCAUUCAGAACGCCAAGCAGGCCCUGAGGAAUAUGAUCAACUCGUCUUGCGACCAGCCCAUUGGAUACCCCAUCUACGUCUCCCCCCUGACGACAUCUUACGCAGGCGCUCACAUUCAGCUGCGCUCGGUGUGGGGCGGGCCUGUGAGCCCACACAACAUUUACAACUGGCUCAUCAGCAGCUGGGACAGGAUGCAGAAAGGAUGUGGUGCUGGUUGCAACAGCGGAGGAAACAUCGAAGACUCGGACUGCGGCGGCGGCUCGACAUCCAUAACUACCAACGCCGCCAUCCACACCACACAGAGCACGCCAGCCUCCAGCCUUCCUCAGCCACACAUCACCACGCUGCAACCUUCCUUGGGUACAGACAACCCAGUCGGUCCAAGCCAGAACUGGCCUCACCACCCCCAACCACUCCCAUUGGCCCUGCUCAGCCAAUCAGAGGGCAGGAUGGAGGCGGGGCUGCUGUCCUCCCACCACCACCACCCCACCCACCAGCGUCCAUCUUCCAUCCAAGGCCUGCUGGGUCAACAACUGUCGCACUCCCUGCUCUCCUUCAGCGGCUCAGUGGCUCCGCCCCCCCUGCCGGUGCCCGAACGUUUUUGCGCCGCCAGUUUCCUGGAGAACUCGGGUCACAGAGCGGGCCAGCGGGCUGGUCUCGCCCAGGGCAACGUUCUCCACCUGGAGAGCCAUUUCGGGAAGUGGAGUUUUUCUGGCAGGAAGGGCUUCAACGGGCCGGCGGCGGCCGAGAGCGACGCAGGAAGCGUCCACACCAUUCGCACGCAGGUGACACGCCCACUUCUGCAGCUGCAAUCAUUCUGUCCUUUUGCUUCAUAUUUACUUGUCUUCUUUUCACAGCUGCCCCCGCCCGCCUUCCCACAGGACGCCAGUCCCACGCAAGAUCCACUCGGAGCGACUCGAGCGGCGGAUUCCUGCCUGCUGAACGCAGGAGACGCCGUCACCCCCCCUGACCAAUCCACAGAGCUGCCUUUACUUGAGCACCUGCGCUGAUGAUGGACACGCCCUCAGCCCCCUCCCACACACUGAAUGGCGCCCCCUUCAGGACUUAUUCUCUCCAUCUUCGCAUCCGAGUUUUGUUUUAAUCAGCCCACGUAAACAAAACUACUUUUUUUUCCCCUACCAGCCUGAGAGCACUUUGCACGUGUGUGUGUGUGUGUGUGUGUGUGUGUGUGUGUGUGUGUGUGUGUGUGUGUGUGCGUGCGUGUGCGCGCGCGCUUGCAGGCCAGGUAGGCCAGUGCAAUCAUAAGGGAUCUUUUUUGUUGCCAUUUUGCUGGAGGAUUGUUGAUUUGUCUCAAGUGGAAGAUAAAAAGAUGAGCUUCAUAAGAAGCCUUGUUCACUCUCUCUCUCUCCACUCAGUCGCUCGCCCUCCACUUUCAAACGCCAAGAAAGUGAAAGUUGAUCAACCAACCGUCAUGGCGGCGACACUUCCUCGCCAGCCGCCACACGCUGCUUGUUUGCCAUCUUUGGACGCAGCUUGGUCGCUCUGCGACUAAUCGCGAGUGAAGCCUUUUUUGUUGUUUUUAAACUUGAAGAUUAGCCAUUCAGAGACAUCCAAACACGUGGGAAGGGGAGGGGAUACUUUCUGCUCACUGCUGCGACCCCGCCCCCAUACUAACGAGCAGACAAAGUGACUUGUACUAGUCCUACUACUCUACUACUACUACUUAAAUCCAGCGUUUUAGUUGGAAAACUGGAAAAGAAAGUGGAAUAUUUAUUGGAGGACUUUGGUCUUAUUGGGAUUUAUUUAGUGUGAUACUUUCAGUUUGUUCCUGUUGCAUCAUCUCACCGUGUGUGCGUGCGUGCUUAACUGGAAAUACUGUGAGAAGUCACCUUAAGUUGCUUGCUUUGCUUCCCACAUCCUUGUUUUGGUUGCAGAUGUCACAGUAGUACACCAAUCAGGCUUUUAAUAAGCCCCGCCCAUCACAUGAUUAGCAAUCUCCCCCAAAAAACAUCUCUUUGAAAGAUUUUCUUUUGUUGCACAAUUUAAAGCAAGUUAUCUCUAAAGGUUGCUUUUUUACUGCUAAAAUCUGAAAUAUUCUAACUUACACUAAAAGGUAAAUGUUGAAGGCCCACGGUCUCCCACAGGAAUCCCAAGUAAGAGCAGGGCCCGUAUUCUCCCAUUUAAAAUGAUUCAUGAAUUAGUACAUUAAGGCCCAUAUUGUCGUAAAAUCCCAAACAGUCCAAAUUUACGCUAAAAUCCCUGUCAAAUUUGUAAAAGGCCCAUAUACUCUCAUUUAGCUCAAACAUUGUUUGUUCAAAGUCUCUUACUAGAAUUUCAAGGAGCGAGAACGGUGCAGGGCCCCUAUUCUUCAGUUAAUAUUUUCUCUAAGUUGAAAUAUUUUCUCUAUUCUCCUAAAAACCCAAAUAGUCCAAACUUCCACUAAAAUUCCUGUCAAAUUUGUAGUAGGCGGAAUGUCGAAAGCCCGCAUUCUCCCACAAGAAUCCCAAGUAGCUCAAACAUUGAGUUUCCAGAGUCUCCAAGUAGCUGGAACGCGGCAAAGGCCGUAUUUUCCCCGCUAACAAUCUGUGGAAUAUAGAACACGUAUUCUCCCAAAAUAGUCUGAACUCCAGUUAAAAUUCCUCUAGAAUGUGUUGUUGGUGUAAUUUUGAUGGCCCACAUUCUCCUUCAAAAAUCCCUUUGAAACACAAAGUAGAAUGUCUGUAAUUUACUAAAAUGCCAAGUAGUUAAGCAUUGGCUGCCCACAUUCUCCAGCUAAAACCUCCCUUAAAUCCCAGGUCGCUGGAACCAUGUUGGGCACUUAUUUUCCAUCUGAAGUACCAAAAAGAUGGAACAUUUGAGAACCAAGUGUUCAUGUUAAUAUCCCAAAAUUGUUAAAUGUUGGCUGCCCAUAUUCUCCUGCUAAAAUCCCAAAUAGACAGAACUUUGACCGCACGCAUUCUCAUUUUAAAAUCCAAAGUAGCUGGACUAUCAAGGAACUAUAUUUUGUUUUCAAAAUCCCAAAUAGCUGAUUGAUAGCCCACGAAGCUUCAAUAUUUGCAGCCCACAUUCUCCUGCUAAAUGUCUCUUAAAUUGCAGCAAGUAGAUUCAUUAUUGCUGGUAUCCCACAUUUUACUGCUUAAGUCCAAGUAGUCUCCUGCCAUCAGAUCCACUGAAAUCUUAAUUCGCAUAACUUUGGCGGCCCACAGUCCUCUAGGAAUCACAGAAAAAUCCCAAAGUAGUCAAAAUGUUGAUCUCGGCUUAAAUGGGUCCAAACACUGGCAGCCCUCAUUCUCCCUCUUCAGUUCCAAGUAACCCUCCUGACCUUCGUCGCCAGUAAAAUCUUCUUUUUUGUGUGUGCUUGCAAAAAGCAAAGCACAAGUCAGAGCGUCGGUUUAAAUAUCAGCUUCAAAAAGGGAUUUGAUCAUCUCUGCAAUGAUGUACAGCAUGUGUCAUAUAUAAAUAUAUAUUUCAAAAAAAUAAAUCUAUUUUAUUAUAAUUGGAAGUCCUGGGUUGUUUUCCGUUUAAGGCACUAAGUCAGAGUUUGAGGUGAGUUACUGGAGAAAAGCUCCACAUUUGAAUUGUGCGGUGGGAAGAUUUAGUUUUCCUUUUUUUUUUUUUAGCACCAAGACAUCUGCUUUCUUUUAUUUGAGUUCUUCUGGAAAUGGUUUAUUUUAUUUAAGUCAAUGUUCUGUACAGUUUUUUAAGUGAUUUUUCCCUCCUAUUUAAAUUAAAGGUUUUUGUGCUUUUGUUUGCAAA